Molecule: messenger RNA, 2171 nt
Organism: Acanthisitta chloris (rifleman)
Lineage: Eukaryota; Metazoa; Chordata; Aves; Passeriformes; Acanthisittidae
Product: disks large homolog 5-like
Exons: 10
Molecular function (GO): protein binding
Source: RefSeq, a predicted model, not a curated record
UUCUCGUCUAGAACCUGUGAGUAAUCAUUCCACCCCUCAAGGCAGUGGAGCUGCAACACCUGACAAUCAUUCCGUAAUCGAUACUGUGAGUGAACAGGAUGAAGGAACAAUGACUCCACCAUCCAAACAAACCACGCCAACCACAAGUCCCCGGAAUUCCUUAAGGGGCCCUGUGGACACAAACAAAAGGACCCCAGAACCUCGAACUGUUGUUGUUAAAAAAUCCCAAGUCGAUCUUGGGAUCCAGAUAUGUGGUGGAAACCUGUAUGGAAUAUUUGUCUCAGACGUAGAUGAUGAUAGCCCAGCAAAAGGACCUGAUGGACUAGUCUUGGGUGACAUGAUACUUGAGUAUGGGUCCAUUGAUAUGCGAAAUAAAACAGCUGAGGAAGCUUAUCUUGAAAUGUUGAAGCCUGGAGAAAACAUCAAAAUAAAGACUCAGUACAGAAUAGAAGAGUUUAAUAAAAUAAAAGACCUUCCUGGAGAUGGAUUCUACAUCAGAGCACUUUAUGAUCGUGUGGCAGAGGUGGAACAGGAUUUAAGCUUUAAGAAGGAUGACAUUUUGUAUGUGGAUGACACUCUACCACAGGGAAAUUUUGGUUGCUGGAUGGCUUGGCAGCUAGAUGAGAAUGCUCAGAAGCUGGAAAGAGGACAGAUUCCAAGUAAAUAUAUGAUGGAUCAGGAAUUCUACAGGAGACACAGCAUGUCUGAGGCUAAAGAUGAAAACAGUUCAUCUAAGACAUUGUCAGCAGCAGCACGGAGGUCAUUCUUCAGAAGAAAGCACAAACACAAGCGAAGUGGUUCCAAAGAUGGAAAGGAUUUACUGGCUCUUGAUACAAUCAGUACAGACUCAAUUCCUUUCUUGGAUGAUACUGCAAGUUUGGCAUAUCAGCGUGUCCAGAAAGUGGAUUGUACCUCUCCUAGGCCUGUCCUUAUUCUAGGACCUUUACUUGAUGCGGUGAAAGACAUGUUGGUGAAAGAGUCCCCUGGAAAAUUUUGCAGAUGUCCUCUCGAGGUUAUGAAAGCUUCCCAGCAAGCCAUUGAAAGAGGUGUGAAGGACUGUCUGUUUAUUGAUUAUAAACGGAGGAGUGGACACUUUGAUGUGACAACUGUAGCCUCAAUAAAAGAGAUAACAGAAAAGGAUUGUCAUUGUCUGCUUGACAUCGCUCCUCAUGCCAUCGAACGGCUCCACAGUGUUCAUAUCUACCCUAUUGUCAUUUUUAUUCGCUACAAAAAUGCUAAACAAAUCAAAGAGCAAAAGGACCCAAUCUUCCUGAGGGACAAAGUCACACAAAAACAUUCCAAAGAACAAUUUGAGACAGCUCAAAAAAUAGAACAAGAGUAUAGCAAGUACUUUACAGGCAUUGUCCAGGGUGGAGCCCUUUCAAGCAUUUGCACUCAGAUUAUGACAACUGUCGACCAAGAACAAAACAAAGUCCUGUGGAUCCCAGCUGGCCCGCUGUAGAUUUAUUUCAUUGUAAAACUACUUUGCAAAUGUAAAUAACCAACUAAUUUUCUAUCCAAUGGACUCUGUUCAUUUCUGUCUUUAUAAGGAUAUCUGUAAGUGAUUCCUGUUUCAUGAAGGGGAAUGAUAACACUGAACACACAAGGACCUGAAGAGGCAUGUGGGAAGGGGUAGAUCACUUCACCGAGCUUGUCUCACGUCGUACGUGUACACAGGACAGGUUGUCACGAGGGGUUGUGACCUGUGUGUACUUGUCCAUGAGUAAUGAAUUUAACAAUGCUGCAAAACCCUGUAGAAUGACAAGUUUACAAAAACCUUUUCAAAGUAUUUGGUUGUUGCUGUUUACUUGAAUGUUUUUUGUUUCGUUUUUUUAACUCUGUGUCCUUUCAGUUAAUGAGGUAACUCUCCAAAAUGGAGUGCAAUUUCUGAAUAUGAGCGGACAGUUUAUGCACAAUGUGACUCUUAAUUAAAAUCCUGACCAUUUCUAAGCACAUUGUUGACUUGACAACCAGGUAAUAACGUGGGAUUGAAUCGGUACGUCUUGGGAGUAAGCUCAGAAGGAAGUACACUCCUCUGCAGGGCAGACCACUGUUUGUAUCCUGUCAACGCUUGUCUGUCGAAGAGAUCGUUUCUUGUUUUAUGCAUGAAUCUAAUAUUUAAACGUCAUAAUAUAUCUGAACAAUCCAAGCUUAAUGUGUAUUGAGAAAUA